UUUUCUGAAAUAUUAUAAUAUUUAUUUUGGAGAUACAAGGCCACGCUGACUUUUUUUUGAGAGGCACGAAGGGGCAAAUCAAUUUUAAUAUAUUUUUAAAAAGCAUGUCUUUAUUUUCACUGAGAGGUAAAAAAAAAUCUUUUUAAGCUUUAUUUUUUAUUUCAGUUAAAUGUGCUAUUUUUAUGAUUUUUAUUAAUAGGGCCCGGACUUUUGGUUUUUUGCCUUUUUGUUCCUUUUUAAGGCGUUUACAUGAAACUUAGAUAUAAAUGUGUUUCGCAAAAAAUUACGUUAUUUGAGCCUACUUUAUAAUUGCCUAAUUGCCUAAAAUGAGAGUAUGUGACCUAAAACUGCUUCUUGUGACCUAAAACGUCCUAAACCUGCUGCUAUGCGGUAAUUUCACAAACAUCCAGACAAUGGUGAGCCGAAAGCAGACCCUUCCCGGAAACAACACCAAUAAAGUGCGGUAGCUCUUUGGUUUUACGCCUUUCCUUCCGAUUGUAAUAUUUUAUCUUACAAACAAGUUUGUAACAUUUUUAUUAGUUCUUUUGUAAAUGCACUUCCGCUAGUGCCAUUUGUCAUAUUUCUGACAUUCAGUUAAAAUUGUGUCGUGGUGUAAGUUUGGUGUUCUCUUGUAUACAAUAUUUUUAAACGUCGUGAUGCCUAAAGAAAAAACCUCUAACACAGUUAAAAUUAACCACUGGCUCAAAUCCGUGGAUGAUGGCAAUAUAUAUAAAAUUGCCAACGAUGCCAGAGGAUUAUUCUGUAAAGCAUGUGGCAAAGUGUUUAAGUGUGAAAAGAAGUCUCAUUUGGAACAGCAUGAACGAGGGGACAUUCACAAUAAGAACGUAAAAAAAACAUUUCGUCAAAGUUUGUUAUACCAACAAUCCACUUCUGGGACAGCAAAUCGGGAAUUUAAUUUGGAAAUGUGCAACGCGCUAAUUGCUGCUAACAUUCCAUGGAACAAGUUGUCUUGUCCCAAACUAAAAGAGUUCCUACAAAAAUACACUGGAAAACACAUUCCGGAUGAGUCCACGCUUCGAAAAAAUUACCUAGAGCAGUGUUUUCAAGACACUGUUGAAAGAAUUAAAACUUACAUUCGGGACAACGAUAUUUGGAUUUCUGUCGAUGAAACAACAGAUUCAGUAGGCAGAUAUAUGGCAAAUAUGAUAAUUGGAAAAUUAGAUUGUGAAGCGGCUAGUGUCCCAAUUUUGCUUAGUACAAAAAAAUUUAAAAAAAAGUUUGGGCAAAUUUAAACCUAUUUAAAUAAUAUCUACUUAAAUUUUAUAUCAUUUUAAUAUAAUAUUUUAGGUGUACUGUGGCCUGCGGGCAUCAAAUACGAUAAAGUCAAGCUUUUAGUGACAGAUGGUGCAGCGUAUAUGCUGAAGGCCGGAACGAAUUUAAAAAUAUUUUACGAAAAUCUGCAACAUUUGACAUGUUUGGCGCACUGUUUGCACCUUGUGUGUGAGUCAGUACGUAACCAGUACGAAACUGUCGACGGGUUAAUUUCGAAUGUUAAAAAAAUAUUUUUAAAAGCUCCAACUCGAGUUGAAUUUUAUAAACAGACCUUGCCCGAUA
Molecule: messenger RNA, 1575 nt
Organism: Zophobas morio
Lineage: Eukaryota; Metazoa; Arthropoda; Insecta; Coleoptera; Tenebrionidae
Exons: 3
Coding region: 657-1253 (198 amino acids)
Biological process (GO): regulation of transcription by RNA polymerase II
Cellular component (GO): nucleus
Molecular function (GO): double-stranded DNA binding
Source: RefSeq, a predicted model, not a curated record